Ceratitis capitata (Mediterranean fruit fly) is the source of this 3136-nucleotide messenger RNA. RefSeq names its product serine-rich adhesin for platelets (gene jumu). The transcript has 3 exons. Gene Ontology annotation, biological process: regulation of transcription by RNA polymerase II. The record is from RefSeq and is a predicted model, not a curated record. Lineage: Eukaryota; Metazoa; Arthropoda; Insecta; Diptera; Tephritidae. Gene Ontology annotation, molecular function: transcription cis-regulatory region binding; DNA-binding transcription factor activity, RNA polymerase II-specific. The coding region runs from base 417 to 3053 and encodes 878 amino acids.
UUUUGAAGAAGUGGCAAAAAAAAACUAAACUAUGCCCAUAUUUUAAAUGUAAAAAUAUAGAAAUUUAGAUGAACGAGAACAAAGUAUGCAAACUGUGAUUAAAAGUCGGGUAAUACAAAGAAAUAAAAGAAAAUCAAAUUGGCAUAAUAUGUACACAUAAGCAAUAUGCGAAAGAGUGCGAAAAGCAAUGUGAUUAAUUUUACGUAGUAAAACAAUUUUACAGCCGAGCUCGUUUCUAAGUGGGAGAAGUGUGAAUGUGGCUUUUGUUUAACAUCAAUUCCACCAUAUGUACAUACAUACAUAUAUGUCCCGCCUUGCAUGUUAUUCCGUUAAACGUUUGUUUGCAAGGAACAGUAUAUGAAUUUGGGAAUCAAUUUAGAUAUCCUGAAAGUGAAUGCUAAUAAAAGUUGAAGAAAAUGUUCGAGCUGGAAGAUUACUCAAGUGGUUUCCACGAUGCAAUCCUCAAUAAAUACGCUGACACUUCGAGGCCCACUUUGGAUCUAUACAUCUCAGAUUCGUUGCAGGAUAUGCUUGAUAUUGAUAUACGCAGCGAAAUUUCGAACGUAGUAGGCGGUGGCAAUGAACUCUCAUCUAUAGUAAACGAUCUACCGCCCAAUUUCGAUAACACUGUUGAUGUCAUGGACAAUAAUAAUGGUUUGAAUAUCCAUAGUUUGCAUUCCGGCGCUCUAACAUCCUCUUCAACCAAUUUUUCUACUUGGCUGGGGAAUGGCUCAGGAACGUCAUGGUCAUCAUCGAAUGAUUACUAUGUUGAUGUGGGCGCAUGUGUGGAUCCAAUAUCCGUUAUGCCAUUUAUAUCCUCAUCAUUGCUACAUAAGUCGCCGAAAGUAAAUUUAAAUGCAAAUGUAUACUCGCCGCCACCUGCCUCGCCCAAUGUAAAUGAAACCAAAUCGCAUUUAACAUUUUCUCCUGCCCAAUUAAAAAUUAGCGCCGGUGCGAUGCGUAACGAGCAGCUUUAUUCACAUAUACCAAAGCAGAUUGUAGCGAUUUCGUCGACGGUGACCGCGGGUACUACAGCGCCGGCCACAUUGGCGACGAAUUCGGCGUUGCAGCGGAAGAACUCAACUGCAGUGGAGACCAUCAAAAAGGAUUUAGGUGUAGAGUUACGAAAAGUUACUACUGUUACUGAGGAGACAAGAGUCAGUGCCUCAUGUAGCAAUGGCGGAGGCAAUGCCAAUAAUAACUCCCAUGUAAAUGGCUCGUCGAAGAAUGCUAGUAGCGGGAACAAUAAUUUAGUCAGCAGUGGUUUGUUAAACUCAAGUGGUAUGCUGAAUAGUACGACAACGAAUACUAUCAAACUGGCACCCGGCAUUGGUGGUUUAACCUUUGCCAACAGCAUAGCCUAUAAUAAGUUAAAACAACAUUCGGCUGCGAAAAACACACAAAAUAGCCAAGUAGUCAACUCAAAUAACACAAUAAUGCAUAAGAGAGAACGUGACUCAAGUCCGUUGCAUAAUAUGAAUGUUGUAAAUCUCAACGGUAGCAUUGGCAGUGGCCAACAGCAUGUAACAAAAUUGACGGGGAGAAAUAUACAGAACUCAACUUUCACACCCAAGAGCAUCGCAUCGGUGCAUUCUCCCCUCAUGCAGAAUGGUAGCAAUUCUAUGGGUUCACCAUCAUCAUCCUCGUCGUCCUCGCACUCCUCACCGUCGACUGCUUCAACCAGUGGUAGUUUUACUGCGAGUCUCAUACCAAUAGCUGUCACCAAUGGGACAACCAAUCCAUCAUCGUCCUCUGCUAACACCACAACGAUCACAACGAUAUCUGUAAAGCCGCUACAACAACGAAUUAAAAUAGCACCAGUGGAAUCUGAGUUCCCAAAACCUGCAUAUUCUUACUCCUGUCUAAUAGCAAUGGCGUUGAAAAAUUCUAGAAGUGGAUCAUUGCCAGUUUCGGAGAUAUAUAGCUUUAUGUGUGAACAUUUUCCUUAUUUUCGUACUGCGCCGAGUGGUUGGAAGAACAGUGUACGCCAUAAUCUCUCGCUUAAUAAAUGUUUUGAAAAAAUUGAAAAGCCCGCGACAAAUAGUAAUCAACGUAAAGGUUGCCUUUGGGCCAUGAAUCCAGAACGCAUUGUUAAGAUGGACGAUGAAGUACAAAAGUGGUCACGUAAAGAUCCCAUGGGUAUACGAAAUGCAAUGGUACAUCCCGAUCAUUUAGAAGCAUUAGAGCGCGGCGAAAUGAAGCACGGCAGCUCUGGAGAUUCAGAUAUCGAAUUAGAUAGUCAAUCGGAUAUUGAAGAGGCUUCGGAUCUGGAAGAGCACGAGCUCGACGAUACCAUUGUUGAUAAUAUGUUUGUUGAAGAAGAUAUUGAAGAGGACGAUUUGUUGAGUAGUGGCAUUGUUAUAACUAGCUCCGAUGCGCUUAGUGAGUCAGCGGAUCUGAGUGGUUGUGGUGCUAGCGAGGAUGUGGAGAUGCAACAAAAUCGAGAUUUUGAUAUAGAGGUGAGUUUGCAGACACACAAAAUUGAAAGAAUGGAGAAGGUGAUGCAAAAAGUGCAUGAGCUUCAGCAGAAGGUGGAAGAUAUUUACGAUGCAAUUGAUAUCGAAGACGAUAAAGCUGCCCUGCAUACACGUUUAUCAAUCAAUCAGCCUGACAUAAUUGAGCUAAGCCCAGCCGACUUAAAUGUUGCUGCUCAAUCGCCGAAGCGUGCCCGCUUAAAUAUAAACUAUGCGAUUGGGCCUGCUGGAGAGGUGGAGAAGCAAAUUAAACAACAAAAACUAUUACAACAGCAACAACAGCUAGUUCUCCAAAAACAUCAACAUCAACAUCAACAAAAGCAAACUCAGCAACAGCAGCAGCAGCAGCAACAACAAAUUCAGCACAGCAUAAAACAGUAUAAAGUGCAGCCACAGCAUAUUGUUGUGCAAACGAUAACAAAUGGCAGCAAUACAACCUCAAUACAGGCGAUUAAUACAGCGACAGGCACUACCAUUGGCAGUGUAAGUGGUGCCCUCUCUACUUUGGGCGCAACUCAGUUAAAUGGCUCAAUAUCGAAUAAUCGUCGCAAAAUACAAUUAGUCAAUCGCAUUGUUUAAAUAUUAUUUUAAACAAACCAAAUUACACAAAGAGCCACUCAGGCAAUUGUUCCUAAAGAACAGGUCUUACAUAGUGAGAAGAA